Messenger RNA from Magnolia sinica, 547 nucleotides. RefSeq names its product inorganic pyrophosphatase 2-like. NCBI's taxonomy places the organism in Eukaryota, Viridiplantae, Streptophyta, Magnoliopsida, Magnoliales, Magnoliaceae. The transcript has 5 exons. Bases 1 to 459 code for a protein of 152 amino acids. The record is from RefSeq and is a predicted model, not a curated record. Gene Ontology annotation, molecular function: phosphatase activity.
AUGAACCUUCUCCUCAGAGUAUUUCCCUUGCAUGCUUGUCCUGCACACCUCCGCCAGCUUCAGAUCCGCAGGCAUGUCAUUCUUCUGCUGGAGGUUAUGAAACUGUUGCCGAAGAAUUGGCUCCUCUUUGAGGGCGCAAUGAAAGAAAUUGCAGAGUGCUUGAAAAGGGUCCCUUUGCAUCCCCAGAUCAUCACAGCCAUUAAAUCAGCUAUGCUCUUGGGGUGUGAUUUGAGGAUUGUGAGUGAUGCCAAUGUCUGUUUCAUUGAGACAAUCCUCAAACAGCAUGGGCUCUUUGAUUAUUUCUCAGAGAUCAACACUAAUCCCACCUUCAUCGAUGAGGAUGGGAAGUUUAGGAUCUUGCCUUACCAUGAUUGUGCAUCUUCUCCUCAUGGAUGCGAUCUCUGCCCUCCAAUCAUGUGCAAGGUAUGUGCCACCCUCCAAACAUCUGGAUGGUCUUGACUGACAUGAAUGCUAAAUGCACCAUUUAAGAAACAGUGGAUAGCAUAUGUACAACUAUGCUAUUUUGAAGCAUUGCAAAAGUCACAUC